Molecule: messenger RNA, 1855 nt
Organism: Tigriopus californicus
Lineage: Eukaryota; Metazoa; Arthropoda; Copepoda; Harpacticoida; Harpacticidae
Product: galactoside 2-alpha-L-fucosyltransferase Sec1-like
Exons: 3
Coding region: 350-1369 (339 amino acids)
Biological process (GO): carbohydrate metabolic process
Cellular component (GO): membrane
Molecular function (GO): galactoside 2-alpha-L-fucosyltransferase activity
Source: RefSeq, a predicted model, not a curated record
CUCAUCCAUUGGGCUGAAGCCGGAUCGAUCAAUGACACACUCAAUUUAGUCACUCUGAAGGUAUGGAGAGUAGUUUCAGCAGACAAAGGUUUCACGUCGCCAUCUGUCAAACGUUACGCACAAGGAAAAUAUCGGGUGGAAAUUCGGCUCGAAAUCACGAGGAUGCGUGGGACAAGCUUGGGUCGUUCGUAUUUGCAGUUCGCAUUCGACCUCAAAGGAAAAUUCUUUCACUUGACUCUCUUCAGUUUUAUGUUUUCCUUGAUAAAUGUAUGAUGGUGGGAGGUUGCGCGAUUUGCAGAACUGAACAAGGGAAAAAUUGCUCAGCAAAAAUAUUAUUAUCAAAAUCAAAAUGAAGUCGUGUGUGAUAUUAGGUGUUUUGGGGCUUGCUGUGCUAGGCCAUGCCGUUAAAAUGGAUCCCGUCAUUCAUCCGGGCUGUGUCACUUACACGCCGCCCAAACCUGAUGAAAAGAGCAUUAUUUUCAGUGAAGCGUUUGGCCGAUUAGGCAAUAAUUUACUCAUGUACGCUGUCAUGUAUCAACUUCAAAUAUCAUUAGGCGUUACCUCUUACAUCAACGAUGAAUGUCUCAUUUAUUUGCGAAAGUUUUUUACUGAGGAGUCCAUCAAGUUAAAAAGUGUUCAAGCCACAUAUUGCAACUAUGAUCAAAUUCAGUGGGUCUUUUACUACAAGCACAUCCGCCCUCUAUUGACUGAUAAGAACUACAGAACCGGAAAGGUCUUGUACCUAUGGCCUUCUACCGGAAAGGACUCCAAGUUUGAUGCUUACAGAGGUGAAGCCCAUGCAUGUCCUGAGCAUGAGUUGCUGGUCAAGGCCUAUCAAAGGACAAUGAGGAAUACGCUCAAAUUCAAGCCUGAAAUUAUGAAACGAGUCAACCACAUCUACGACGAAGUGGCCAAGACCAUGGGCCAAAAUCGGAAGGACAUCACCUUUGUGGCGGUCCAUAAUCGCCGAACGGACCAUAUCCAAUACACGGAGGUGAAACAAGGCAAAGGACCCCUGAAGCCUUCGUACUUCCAUCAUACAAUGGAUGUGAUGCGCGAGGAGGUAGAUCACAAGUAUAUGGCGUUCCUCAUCGUUUCGGAUGAUAUGGCUUGGGCCAAGAAGAAUAUCAAGAACAAGAAGGGUGACGUGUUUUUUGCCGGAAUCGGUAUUCCGGAUGUGGACUUGGAUAUCGGCACUGAUCUAGCCAUCAUGGCCCAUGCAAAUGCCACCAUUAUUUCUCGUGGUACUUUCGGCAUGUGGGGAUCCAUUUUGUGUGGGGGUGAAUAUCACACCGAAUUUGGACUCGUAGUUCCAGAUCAUAUCAUGGAUCCUCAUGACGAAUUCUACCAACAGGACUAUAUUCUUUAAGGGUUUUUUCCAAGGGCACAUAAUAAUAAUUAUAAGAAUGACUGCCACCAUAAGGUUUUAAACCCAUGUAAUCCGAGGAGAAGAUGUUUGCCUUGUUUACUUUGCCAAUUAGAUCGUGGAUGAAAAUUGACUUUUUUUAUUAUCAAAUAUCGACGAGUUAUAUGAAUUCAUUAUGAUCCUUUUCAAGAGAACGUGUUACUCGCAAUUCGCAUUUGAAUGUUUCAUCGGAAGCUUUCCAUUAUCAUAAAAUUGUACGAACAAACCUGUUUAGACUCUGAUCAUGUUAAGAUAAGGAAACAAAGAACAAAGUUAAAUCAAAACAGUCAAAUGUUUGUCAAAUGAUUCGUUUGUAUAAAUUUCAUGAAAAUACUAUGGUAAAAUGAAUUUCCAUCUUUGACACUUAUUCUUUCAAACAUUUUUGUCGCUCAAAUCAUUUUCGCCAUGAAGAAAUAAAAACCCUUUGAAACCCGCUCCCUCUUUGGGUCU